AUGCGCCCCGCCGCCGUCGCCGCCCCGCUGCCGCUGCUGGCGGCCUCGCUGCUGCUGCCGCUGCUCCUCCCGGCCGCGCCCGCCGCCCGCGGCAGCUUGGAGCCCCCGGCCGGGAACGGCAGCCGGCCGCCCGCCGCGCCGGCCCCGGGCAACCACAGCGGGGCCCGGCUCAGCCCCGUGCCCGCGAUGCUGCGGGACCUCUCCGCGCUCAAAGCCGCCGUCAUCGGGGCCUGCGCGCUCACGGCCGCGCUCAUCGCCUGCCUCCUGCUCCGCGUCUUCAGGUCUGGCAAGAGGAUUAAGAAGACCAGGAAGUAUGACAUAAUCACCACUCCAGCCGAGAGGGUAGAAAUGGCUCCUCUGAAUGAAGAAGAUGACGAGGACGAAGACUCAACAGUGUUUGAUGUGAAAUACAGGCUCACGUCGAGGAGGUUUUCCUACCUCGUUAUUAAAAGUGAAGGUCCUGAUCCAGGAGCUGCAGCCAAGGAGGAGAUAAAAGACAGAGAAGCAUCCCAAAAUGGAAGGAGUCUUUGAUGGGUGUUUACCACAUCCUCCUGCUUCUACCCUGGGAUGUGAUGACCCAGCUGGGAUGGAAGUGAGUGUCCCCAGGUCUUCUGAUCCCCCAGGUCUGGCAGAGGCUGGGGCUGUCUCUGCCAGACCUCUCUGUCCAGCUGCUGCCACAUGGAAAGGAUCUUUUGGUAUGAUAAAAGAAUCAGACCAGAGACCCAGGAGCCAGGAAACUUGGAGUUUGUCUCUGUCCCUGCCACUACCUUGUUGCCUGAUCUGCAUUGGGUCACUCAGACCAAACCAUCCUGAUCCUGUAACACCCAAAACAUUCUGUGCUGCACUUGGACAAACGGUUUGUAGAAAUACAGAGCACCCACUGUCACUGCACACCAAGUUGUAUUUUGAAGUGCUGGGAUUUAGCUUUGGAGAUGACAGCAAACCCCUC
Molecule: messenger RNA, 949 nt
Organism: Chiroxiphia lanceolata (lance-tailed manakin)
Lineage: Eukaryota; Metazoa; Chordata; Aves; Passeriformes; Pipridae
Gene: FAM174B
Product: family with sequence similarity 174 member B
Exons: 4
Coding region: 1-531 (176 amino acids)
Source: RefSeq, a predicted model, not a curated record